UUCGCGGCACCUGGAAUAACAAAGCUUUUAUUUACGACCGGCAACGAUACGAAACUCAUUUACCACCGGCAAUGGUGGAUUGUGUGUGCACUCUGGAUUUCAUCAGGCAGAAAACAUUUGAUAACAGGCUGUUAUUGAAGAAAGGAAACCAAGGCUGUGUCGGCUGGAGACGAGCCGAAAAUGGUAAACGUGCGGGAUAGUCCGUGGGCACGCGUCCGUGUAUCACAAGCGCAGCUUGCAACGGAGCAUUCGAGUGGUACAUUGCAAAAGCAGCAAGCCACUGGCAAAGCUAUCGAGCUAUCUGCGCUAAAAAACUCUGACUUCGAUUUGCUAGAACGCAUGAGAAAGAAACUAUUACACGAACAUAAACUAGACAUGGAUGAAACAAAAGAAGAGUAUCAAUCAGAUCGAAAUCAGCCAAUUCCAUCGAAUUCGAAUAACUCACUCCAUCAGAAACACCACUGCCGCUGUGUGCCUCCAGCAGCGCUCCCAAGCGGGAGCGUCGGUUCUGGGGGUGGGAGCUGCAGCACUCGAGUAGAACGGAUCAGAACGUCGGCCAUUGAUAUACGGGAAAGUGUUCACGAAAAGAAGCGCGAGCUGGCCCUGCGCGGAACGGCUGCCCAUCAUUCUGCGCUUCAAAAUGUUACCACAGGUUCAACACACAACAAGCGAAAGAAUGUAUUAGACGAACCAAAAUUAACGAUGGACGAAAAACAAGUAGAGAAGGAUCAAACAGGACACGGUCGGGCAUUUAAGUCAGGUGUGCGUCCGAUGCUUCAGCAGCAGCAGCAGCAGCACUGCGGAAAUCUACCAACAAUAUGCCCGUGUAACGGUGGUGCUAUUUCGGGCAGCAGCCGGGGAGCACGGAUCAGAACGUCGGCCAUUGAUGUACGGGAAAGUUUCCGCGAAAAACUGCGAGAAAGGGAACUAAUGCGAAUGCGUGAGAGAGACCGCGAACAUCUGAGGCCGACGAUGACGAACCAGCAACAACAGCGGCGUAGCUGUUUGCUUCCAACAGUGUAUCCAAGCGUUAACGCCGAUGCUGGUGGCGGUAGUAGCCGGGGAGCACGGAUCAGAACGUCAGCCAUUGAUGUACGGGAAAGCUUCCGCGCAAAAUUGCGAGAAAGGGAACUAAUGCGGUUACGCGAGAAGGAGCGCGAUAUUCAGAUGUUCAGUGCGGUAUCUCUGCUAAGCCCGCGCCUACGCCCGACCAUGUUGUCAUUGCCAUGCCGAAGCUCGGUAGUAACCAAUCGAGAAACUCUUUCAUCGAUAGCUCGACAUCGUGAAAUCGUUCCGAUGCGACAUGAGCAAUCUUCUUCCCAAGUGCCACAUGGACGCCACCGUCAUCGCCAGCAGCAACAGCAGAGUACCGGAAACGCGAUCCGGUCGAGAGUGCUGGAGCAACGUAACUAUGUUCGUAGGCCGUAUAUGAAUUGAGAAAGCGAUAGGCAGGCUGUGUUAGGUCGAGCAUUCAAAAACGGAGGAGGAGGAUGUCCCAACGGGAUGAUCUUAUAAACAAGCAUGCUGUGAAUUGUACCUAAAUGUCUAGUAUUGGAGAUGGUGGUCGCUAGCUGAUGUGAGCGAUUCUCAGUCAAACUUCCGCCCAGCAUCGGCACCAUCGGAUACCGUCCACCUGAGCAGAAUCCGUAGGAACUGGAAUAAAUGAAGGAGCGACGAAAUUUGUCAUAGUAACACGGAGGCGGAGACGGCGCCAAAUCGGUGGCAAAUCAGGGGCUCGAUCUGAACCACAUCAAAUCAACGAGAUCAGCGACGGCCUGGCUAGAGUACAAAAACAAGAAGAGGAUGCUGAGAUAUUGGAGGACGUUAGGUUGCCGGUGGACAUAAUUCGGCAUAAUUCGGAUAAUCGGGGGACGAGCUUCUCUCUAAGUUUCCAGGCUGGUGGAAUCAAAGCAUCAGCUGAUGCUGAAAGACGAGUUAAAGAAGGAUAGGAAGGACCAGUUCCAGCCCAGAUUGGUGUAACUUACAUCCUAUCGAAUGGUGAC
Anopheles cruzii is the source of this 2003-nucleotide messenger RNA. RefSeq lists its product as uncharacterized. The coding region runs from base 181 to 1437 and encodes 418 amino acids. NCBI's taxonomy places the organism in Eukaryota, Metazoa, Arthropoda, Insecta, Diptera, Culicidae. The record is from RefSeq and is a predicted model, not a curated record. The transcript is spliced from 3 exons.